Molecule: messenger RNA, 16449 nt
Organism: Asterias rubens (European starfish)
Lineage: Eukaryota; Metazoa; Echinodermata; Asteroidea; Forcipulatida; Asteriidae
Product: fibrocystin-L-like
Exons: 66
Coding region: 230-14275 (4681 amino acids)
Source: RefSeq, a predicted model, not a curated record
UCAGUGAGCGCAUAGUGGAAAUCUUCAUAUGAUAUAUCCAGACGAGUUAUUUGCUCAAAGAAUCAGGGGUGCUGUUCAACUCUUCACUGUACUCCAUGGUCAAAUUGACAAGGAAGGCAUCCCCUAACCAGCGUCUAGUACGCCAGGGUGAAGUGGGUUUUUAGGCCACUUGUGUGGACACCGGACUGGCUCUCUUCAGUUGCGGUUUAGUGGAACGGCUUCUUCAGUCAUGGCGUCCCUGACGACCAGCACGGCGCUGCUGCUGCGACUGACCGCUCUACUGACUCUGCUUGGAGUUAGUGUAAGUGGAUCAUCCCGAGUAACGUCUAUCUCACCGACCUCCGGCAGUGUGGCCGGGGCAACUCGACUGACCAUCUACGGUGAAGAAUUUUCUCCGGAUCCCUUUAGUUUUGGAGGCGGCAAUGAAGACAAAGGUAACUUGGUGUACCUAAGAACCGAGUUCAACACCAUCGAGUGCGAUGUUUUACCUUACUACAGCAACAAGGAGAAGAUUGUUUGCGACACGAGGUCUGUGGGUGAAGAGGGAGAAUACAGUAUUUACGUCAUCGUAGAUGGCGUGCCAGUGGAGUCUUACUGCAACUGCAAAUACAAAUAUAACAACGGCAACACUCCAACCAUCAAUUCCAUCACUCCCCCCAGUGGGUUGCCAGGAACACAUGUUGUGAUUGAUGGCAGAAUCAUAACCGAUGUUUAUGAUCCGAGUAAAGCACUGGAAGACGAAGACGAUGAAUAUGAAAACAAAAAACAGAUUCUCAGAAUUUAUUGGGGAAACUACCAGUGUGACCCAUUUGAUCCAGAAACUGAUGAGUUGUACAAUAUCUCCUUGGAUAGCGUGGAUUCCACGGAUGGAACCAUUGAGUGUGUUCCCAAAGGAACAUUUGUCGCUUCUCAAAGAAUUGCUUUUCUUAUCUCUGAUGAGUAUGGCCGUUCUUGGACUGACAAAGACGCCCUUCUUGUUAGUGGCAAGAGUAAACUGUACCACUUUCAAUCCCAUGCUGAUGUUUUGGAUGUUGAACCCAAAGUCGGUAGCACGCAAGGAGGUACGAUUUUGACCAUCACCGGCCAGUUCUUUGACGAGUCUGCCACCAUUGUACGUGUUGGAGGUGUCCCUUGUGAGAUUUUCAACAUUAGCUCUACAGCGAUACUUUGCGUGACUGGAGCAGCCCCCUCUACCAAGGCACUCUUCCCUGGAGAGAGGGGCUUGCUGUAUGAGGUCUGGAAGGACUCUGCAGUAUCGGUCGCUGAUGCAGAGUGGGACACAAAUGCCACUGACUACAACCACACCUUUGUGCUAGAUGGUAGCUCCCCGGCCCAGCACCUCUUUGGUGAAGAAGACAACUUCAUCUCUCGUCUCACCGGUUUCUUUGUUCCGCCUCGCACGGGAGAGUACGAGUUCUUAGUUCGGGGUGACGACGUCGGAGAGUUGUGGGGUUCUUUACUAGGGCCUUCUAAUCUGACAAAGAUUGCCUACCAUGAUAGCUACACUCCAAAUUGGCGCUCAAAAAACAGCCAGGUCUCAGAGAGAAUAAACCUCAUUGGAAAUCAAAGCUACUACUUUGAAGUUCGUCACCGAGAGUAUACCGGGGGAGACUCCAUCGAAGUGGGCGUGGUGUUUUAUGAUGUGCCACUUAACCAUGCAAAUACAACUGACGCAACCAAUGAGGUGCAAGACAUUGUCACAUCGUCCACCGUUGAGCUCGAGCAGCAGACUCUGACUGUAGAGGGUGCUACAUAUGAGACCCAGGAGAUCUAUGUUGAGAUGCCUUCCUGCCCGACAGCGAGCAAUGUCAGCGAUGAAUGCGACACUAGUGGACACUACACAUUGCAGUUCUAUGAUUAUGUGACAGGUAACAUCAAUCUGACGGCCUCUGCAGAAGAGUUGCAGUCUGCACUGAAUCUAGCAACGGGCUCAGAAGAUGUGACAGUCACCAAGACGGAUGAGGGACUCUCGGCUACAUACCUCGUUGUAUUUCACAUUCCAGAAGAGAAUCUUCCAUUGCUCUUGGUCAGUCUUGGUGACCCAGACCAUGUAGUGACCAUCACAAGAGUAAGCUCCUUUGCUCCAAUCUCCCUAAGCAGUUUCCGUCUGGUCUAUGAUGACAUCAUGUCAUCUGAAUUGUCAUCAGACUCGACAGCCGAAGAGAUGCAAAGUGCUCUCUUGGACAUGUUCAGCGUCAAGUGCAGCACAGUUGGCAGCGUCAGCGGAAAGUAUGUUCAGGACUAUGAAGGGGAAUCCACAGGUAUUGUAGACGGUGAGGUCAUCAAAGAUGAAGAACCAUACUGUGACCGUUGGUCGGUCAAGAACCCUUUUCAGAUCUUCUUUGCUGACCGAACAUUGAAACCUGGAACAUCGAAGACAGUGGAUCCUUAUGAUGUUAGAUACAAUCCACAGCUUUGCUUUGGUCACCGUGGCCCAAUUAAGAACUUCAUCCAAUUCAAAAUCCUUUGGUAUGAUGAAGAAUUGAAUGAACGGAACAAUUGGCAGACAGCCACCGAUUCGGAUUUAGUGGCUUCGGAAGACUGGACUUACACUUGUGUGGACUUUGAAGCCCUGGUAAAAACAACCUGGGUGUUUUCUCGAGCUGCUAGCGGCACGCCACUUAUGAUUGAAAGAAUCCGACUCUUCAGGGACGAAGGACAAGAUUUCUACAUUGACAAUCUCUUCAUCGGGAGUAAUAAACCUGAAUAUGUACGUGAGCAACCUGCUGCAAGACCUAACGGAAUAUUCGUCACAGACGCUGCAGUCACCAAGCAGGUCUACAGCUUUGGUAUCCUCCUAACGCCAGCACAGUGCGGCUAUGACUUCCCACUCAUUGGUAUUGUGGGAGCCACCAGCCAGGUGAACGAUAGUGAGAGCAUGGUGUAUGAGAGCGCUUCAUGGCCAAACGACGUUUCUAUCUCUGUCACCCGCACGGUGAGCGCUACGCCACCAAUCGGCGGAACGUUUGACAUCAGCAUGGAUGGCCAAGUGUUUGAAGUUUCUGCCCAGGCCACUGCUGACAAACUGAAAGAACUUCUGCAAGCCAACCUGGACAUCGGUUCACUGGAUGUCUUCAGGGAAGGAACGUGUGCCGGCUUCUCUUGGGAAGUAGAGUGGACAUCUAAAGGAGGACGACAACCACUGAUGGAGGUUAAUGGUAGCAGAUUAACGGGCAACGAAGUGAGUGUCAACAGUGAACGUCACGCUGAGGGUCAGCUGUUCAUGGGUCCCAUCCCUGGUGAAUUCCUUAGAGUCCCACACAGUGCACCCCAGGUGGAGGUUAUCGUUAACUCAAUCCCAUCAAGCUGCUCUGGGGGUCAAUGCACUUUUGAGUACAGCAAUGAUGUCACACCCAAAGGACUCUCAUCAACUCCAUCAACCGGUUCUGCCACCAACAGCACCAUCAUUACUCUCACUGGUUCCGGGUUCAGCGCCAACUCUGUUGAGAAUAACGUCACCAUCAAUGACGUAGUGUGUGAUGUUACGUCUUCUAACGAGACGUCAAUCUCAUGUUCAGUUGGCGAGUCUGUUGUAGGCGUGUUUGAUGUCUUGGUAGAAGUGGAGGGAAAAGGUUUUGCAGAGUACCCUAAUGGACCAUUGACUUUCCAAUAUGAAAUGGGAGUUACUGAUAUCAGCCCAACUGUGGGUAGCGAAGCAGGUGGCACCAAAGUAAACAUCACAGGAUAUGGGUUUAGUGAGGAUAUUUCCAAUGUCAACGUCACAGUUGGAGGUUUGCCAUGCCUCAUUAAGGAAUCAUCAUAUGACCUGAUCAAGUGCGUCAUUUCAUUGGAUACUCAGACAACAUCUCGUCGCAGGAGACGUUCAGCCAUCACAGUAGACCUGGUCAUUGUGGUGAAUGAUAACUCAAUCACGGAGGAAGAUUCCUUCAGUUUUGACCCCUCGCUGACCCCGACAAUCACUGCUAUCAGUCAAAAUGUCUCCAGCGUUCAUGGUGGAGACCUUCUAGUUAUCUCUGGUAGUGGUUUUGGAGACAGCGGUGCUGAGAUCCAAAUAGGGAGUGCAGUGUGUGAGGUCGAAGUUCAAACAGAUACUGAGAUCAAUUGCACCAUACCAGCCAAUUCUCCAGGUGUUUACUACAUUGAGUUGACGGUUAUCGACCAAGGCUUCGCUUCUGUUGGAAUCCAAUUCAAAUAUGAGCUUGAAGUGAGCGGAAUGUUUCCCGACCAAGGCUCGUUCCAAGGAGGCACAGUGGUCACUCUCACUGGGGUUGGCUUUGGCUCCAAUGCUAGUGAAGUCGCCGUCAGUAUGGACGACUUCGCAUGUGAUGUUACCUCGGUGGCGGACGACGAGAUCAUAUGCGAAACCACCACUUCGGAGCGGGUUCACCAUGUGGAUAACUUUGGAAAGCACGAGUUGUAUGGUCUUGGCUACAAGUGGAACCCAAAUGUCUUGACUGUAAAAGCUGGUGACAUAGUGGUCUGGCAGUGGGCUGUCCAGAAGCAUGUGUCUGGUAUUGGAUACGCCGUCAUGCAGACAGCCAACAGUGAUGCUGUGAACUACGAUGGCCAAGGAUUCAUCAGUGGUGCACGCUCAACAGAAGGUAUCUUUGCCUACAAGUUCUCCGCCCCUGGUACCUACUACUACUCUAGUGGACCUGUCGAUGAAGAUGGUCAGCUCUAUAUGAAGGGAACCAUCAAAGUGGAAGAACCAACAUCUUCCACCCACAAACUCGUCGUUGAAGUCGCUGGAUUUGAAGCUCUGCAUGACACUAUGUCAGUUGUUUCAGAACCAGCAGCAUCAGGAAGUUGUCCUGGCGACGCCUCAGUUCACUCAUCAUGCACCGUUCCAAAGGCUGUUGAGGAGGACGACUCCAGUUUCUAUUACGCCUACUGGAUUUGCAGCACCCCGAUUAUUACAGACAUCAGCCCCAAUGGGGGUACACCAGACCAAGUUAUCAAUAUCACAGGAUCAGGAUUCAGUGAUGUAGCAUGUGAGAAUCAGAUCAGCAUCGGAGAGUACUCCUGUGUCACUCAGACGAGCACCAACGUCUCCCUGACGUGUCUGAUCGAUACGGAAGACACCAUGUCUGUCGGAGUGCCUCAGGCCGUCUCUGUGGUCGUCAAGAACAGAGGGCUCGCCUUGAACAAGAUCUCAGUGCCAUCCAAGCUCGGGUUUACUUUGAAACCACAGAUUGACGCCCUGUCUACCCAUGAGGGGUCGCUAAGCGGUGGGACUGACAUCACCAUCACUGGGGAUGGUUUAGCAGCCAGCUCACCGGAGGAAGUAUCUGUGUGGAUCGGGAACAGCGGUUGCCUCGUCCAGUCGGUAUCCUAUAAGGAGGUGGUGUGUAGUACGACGGCUUCUAAUCCAGCAUUUGCUGAGCUUACCCUACAGAUUAACUCAGUAUGGGCAGACUGCAAGGGUAACUGUAGCUUCAGGUUCUCCGAUGGCUUGACCCCGCAGGUCGAUGACGUCUCUCCGGACACCGUUUCUGGAACCAGCACCUCACUCAUCAUCCUUGGUUCAGGAUUCGUCAACGACACAAUGACCAUCAAUGUCACGGUUGGCGGAAUAGAAUGUGAAGUCACUUACGCCUGGGACGAUGAGAUCAACUGUGAUGUCAGUUAUGUCCCAGUCGGCGACCAGGUUGUGAUCGUUAAUAUCCCCGGUCGAGGUAAUGCUUUCUUUAAUACCAGCAACACUGUCUUCAGCUCAAAUGACAUAGACAGUGUAACACCAAGUACUGGCAGCACAGAAGGAGGCCAGGUCAUCACUAUCCUUGGUAACGGUUUCGUUGAUGGGGACACGACUGUCUCUGUUGGUGGAGCUGCUUGCAACAUCCAGAGCGUGACACUCUCUCAGAUUGUUUGCGCGACGCCAGCUCAUUCUGCUGGAACGGUUGACCUUGUCGUGUCCUCCAAUGGGGAAGAGUACCCAACCCAAGAUUAUGAUUACUCGUCGGCAGUUACACCAACAAUAACUUCAGUCACACCUGCUAAUGGUGCAACCGGCGACAGCAUAACAAUCAGUGGCUCUAGUUUCAGCACUAACACAGCCGAGGUUUCCGUCACGAUCGACAACGUCGCUUGCACGAUCACCAGUGCAGCAGUAGACUCAAUUGAAUGUGAUGUUGGUGCCCACUCCGCCGGUACCUAUCCAGUGGUGGUGUACAUCGAAGACAAAGGGUUGUCUGCUGAUGAUGCAGAGUUUGAGUACGAGUUGAGAGUAGACUCGGUUUCUCCAAUUGAAGGGAGUUUUGGUGGUGGGAGAGUGCUGACAAUAGAUGGAGCUGGCUAUGACGACACAGCGGUUGUCCUAGUCUGCAAUAACACCUGUCCAAUCACUAAUUCUUCAUCGUCUUUCAUCGAGUGCGAUGUACCGGCCAACUCGGGUAGCGGUGACGUUCUCUGUGAUGUCGUGGUCACUCUCUCCAGUGGUGCAACGGUCACCAAGUCAGACAGCUUCACCUACAAGACGAAUCUUACACCAGUCAUUGACUCCGUUGAGCCACGUCGUGGUGGUACAGCCGGAGGAACCACGCUUAACAUCACUGGAUCAGGAUUUGAGUCAUCUGGGAACAUUGUAUCAAUCGGUGGAUCAGAAUGCACCAUUCAAUCUGAAUCAACGACAGAGAUUAUCUGUCAGACAGGACCUCGUAGCCCACCAGAGAUGCUUAAAGUCAGAGUUGAAGUUGGCGAUAAUGGAAUUGCUACACAGGACAAUGCAGACUUCUACUACAUCGAUGUGUGGUCCUCCAGAUAUACCUGGGGUAACCAGGACCCGCCAAUAGAGGGCGACUUUGUCAUUGUUCCAGCAGGACAAACUUUACUUCUGGACGUCACCACCCCGAUCCUGAAGAUGCUUCUCAUCCAAGGCGGUACGCUGAUGUUUGACGAGGCAGACAUUGAACUCCAUGCUGAGAACAUCCUCAUCGUUGAUGGAGGUGCCCUCCAAGUCGGUACGGAGGAGGAACCCUUCCAGCAUGAGGCUACCAUUAUGAUGCAUGGCCAUGUACGCUCUCAGGAACUGCCGCUGUUUGGAGCCAAAACCCUGGCUGUCAGGAACGGUACUCUUGACCUUCAUGGAAAGUAUGUCCCAGUGACCUGGACACGUUUGGCCCAGACGGCCGAGGCUGGUGCCACCCAGCUGGUUCUUCAACAGGCUGUAACCUGGAAGGCUGGGGAUCAAAUCGUCAUUGCAUCCACUGGACACCGACACAGCCAGAGGGAAAAUGAAGAUGUGUUUAUCACAGAUGUUUCUGCGGAUGGGACUGUACUGACAUUCGAACCAGCACUUGUGUACGAGCAUCUUGGCAUCUCUCAGACAAUAGAGGGCGUUAAUUUGGAAAUGCGCGCAGAGGUUGGGCUGCUGACGCACAAUGUCAAGUUCCGAGGGUCAGUGCAAGAAGAGUGGACCGAGACCAUUGAAGCAUGUCCAGAAGAAUUUGACACCAAUCAAUUUGCCACUCAGACCUGCUUCCUUGGUCGUUUUGGAGAAGAAACUGGAAGCGAUCAGUUUGGUGCACAGAUCAUGUUGUUUGCCAAGUACCAAGAUCAACAGCUUGUCAAAGGUCGUAUCAGUUACAUAGAGGUCACUCACGCAGGUCAAGCCUUCCGGCUGGGUCGCUACCCAAUUCAUUUCCAUCUUAACGGGGAUGUGACGGGCUCCUACGUACGUGGCUGCGGUAUCCAUCACACUUUCAACCGUGCUGUCACUAUUCAUGCUGUUCACAACCUCCUCGUAGAACACAACGUUGCCUACAACAUCAUGGGACACGCCUAUUUCUUGGAAGAUGGUAUCGAGACUGGGACCAUCAUCCAGUAUAAUCUUGGGGUGUUUGUUCGUCCGAGCAGCAGUCUGUUGAAUGUGGACAUCACUCCGGCCACUUUUUGGGUGACUAAUCCCAAUAACACUGUCCGUCAUAAUGCGGCGGCCGGCGGAUCCCAUUUUGGUUUCUGGUACAACGCGCCAAGUCACCCCGAAGGUCCUUCAUUCACAACAGCAAUCUGUCCCCGUAAUGUUCCUCUCGGGGAAUUCCAAAACAACACUGCUCAUGCCAUGGGCUGGUACGGCCUGUGGAUUUUCCCAAUCUACUACCCAAGAGUUGGUGGCGGAUGUAAUUCAGUGGAGGCAGAACCAGCUAAGUAUCACUCACUCUACGCCUGGGAGGUAGAGCGCGGGGCGGAGGCUGUUGAGGUCGGUGCUAUCCAGUUCCAUGACUUCGUUUUUUCAGAUGCUGACAAGUCGGGGGUUGAAUACCAAACCAUUGCUGCCCCCUGGGGUGAAGGUGGCUCCUUAGUUAGGAAUUUAACUGUUGUUGCUUACAGUGACAUCUCAGAUCCUUCUGAGUGUACAUCGGCUGGCAUCCAUGGUCCAAAAGGUGAUGGUUUGACAGUUGACGGAGCCAAGCUGGUCAACUUUGAUCAGAGUCGAUGUGCAGGCAUCCGAGCAUGCGCCCAUUGCAAGACGUUCCAAGGAGGUUUCUCAAUCCGCACCCAAGGUCUGGAGUUUCUGAACUCUCCAAACAAGGUGGGCUUCCAGUGGGAGCAUGAGUGCUGGAUCGAGGACAACGACGGCACGCUUUCAGGGAACGCGAACUACAUCGUUCUGCCAAGUAACCCCAACCUCCACCCUGACCAUUGUGCAGAGGAUGCUAGCUUUGGUGUUGGUUUUCCUGGCUCUAGCUGUGACACAACCAUCCGUCUCCACCGCAUGGCUUUCAAUGAACCGUUACCGUCCUCUCUAUUGUACAAGGAUACCCUCUUUACCAAUGCCUAUGGGACCAGCCAUGUACCAUACAAGAAGAAGCGCCUCACUCACCCAGAAGGCUGGAUGCUUACCCUCAUCAACGGCGAUGAAUACAACUUCAUCUUCGAGGACGUGGACCAUGUCACCAACAUUUCCUACCACGCCACAUUCUAUAACUACGAGGAUGGGGACUUCUCGCUGAUAAACCACAACUUCACUCAGCGACCGGAUCAAUUUGCAACGAUUGGAGUGAUCAAGAAUAGCACUGAAGAGGUGCCAUCGUAUGCCAAUGAUGAGAAUGGUGAUUGGCACUGGAACAACGCCACCAGAGAACUCACCUAUAUAAUUUCCGGCAAAGGAAAGAGCAAUCCGGUUAAUCGUCAGGUGGACUUGGACGUCUAUCAGUGCUUUUUUAAGGAUUGUCUCAUACCUGUUCCUGAGCCACCACCAGUGGGCCGGCCUGGAGAAGCUCUCUUGUGGUCUGAAGCUGCCUCCUGGGAAGGAGUUGAGGAUGGAUGGGGUGGCAGCGAUGGCAACAUCCCUCAAGAUGGUGCAGAUGUCAUGGUCCUGCCAGAGGUAUGGAUGGUGGCUGACGUACUACUCCCCAGCAUGAACAAGCUCUUCAUCUACGGUAACCUAGAGAUUGAAGACACUCAGGAUAACAAGAUUGAAGCCACCUACAUCCUGAUCCAAGGUGGACGUCUUAUUAUUGGAUUCAGCGAGUCUAAUCCCUUCGUACACGACAUGAAGAUCUUAUUGAAUGGCAAUCAUUUCACACCUGACCAGCCGCUGCCUAAUGGGCCUAACCUUGGCUCUAAGGCUCUUGGCGUCUUUGGUGGUCUGGACCUUCAUGGCGUGAACCGCACAGUUUACUGGACCCAGCUUUCAGCCACAGUGUCUCCAGGGGACAACACUCUGACCGUGGUUGCUGAGACUGACUGGGUCGUUGGUGAUGAGAUCGUUGUGGCAACCACAUCCUACGAGGCCUGGCAGACAGAGACAUUUAUCAUUGUAGCAGUCACAGACGCUUCUACCUUCCAGAUUAACGGAACAUUUGAAUUUAGACACGUCGCCGAGUUCCAGGAUGAUUACGUCUUGGCAGCAGAGGUCGGCCUCUUAACCCGUAACAUCAAGAUAGAAGGAAAUGACUACGACCUUCUCUUUGACGAGUCUUACGGAGCACGUGUUCUGGUCGGCCGAUUCUUCCAGUCUGGAACUCAAUACAAAGGAUACGCUCGCAUCGCCAACGUUCAGUUCUUCCACACUGGGCAGGAGGGUCACUCCGACUUCUAUGAUCCACGCUACUCUCUGGCUUUCUUGGAUAUAGGAGAGGUAGAUGAACUUGCCCCGUCCUUCGUCAAAGGUUGCAGCUUCCACAACGGCUUUAGUCCGGCCAUCGGUGUCUUCGGCACUGAGGGAGUACUUCUUAAAGAUAACGUGGUGCAUCACACAGUUGGACCAGGUAUAAUUGUGUGGGAAGACAACAAUGAAAUCAUCCAUAAUCUCAUCACCCUGGUCGUCUUCCCCGGAACCUACCAAGACCGUUUCGAACCUGAGAACUUGAUGUGGAAUGCCGGCAUCGAGGUAGAGAAGGCAGGCAAGGUGAUCCUUAUCAACAACACUGUGGCCGGUUCAGAGAGAGUCGCCUUCAAGAUCAAGGGAGAGAAGUGUUAUGAGGCACCCAACCCGUCGACAGAUUGGUAUGGUAACGUCGGGCACUCCACUCUCCACGGUAUCCACAUGCAUAGCAUCAGUGAGCCAGGAUGUGCUAAGGUCUCCAAUUUCUUGAUCUACAAGUGCUGGGACUAUGGCGUCUAUCACUUGGUGUCGGCAAGUGUUCUUCUGACUGAUAUGAAGCUAAUUGACAACAAUAUUGCCGUCAUGCCAAUGGUGAUGACUCCUCCUGCCAUUUCUCACGUGACAUCGGACAAAUUUGUCCGCAUCGAGAAGUCGCUCAUCGUUGGUGUCAGUGACUCAUUCGAUUGCACGGCAGAUGCUGUUCAACCAGAAAAUGCAGGUCAAAGCAGUAAACAGAGGGCUCCACGACCACCAGGCGGAGGGCACGCUGGAUACGUGUGGGGCUCCUUUCUGUCAUCAAGUAACGGGUCGCCAUUUAAAACCUUUCAUGGUUGUAACAGUUACCCUAUGAUUAAUGGAAAGAGUGAGAUCAAUGACGUAGUGUUCCGAGGUUUUGGUACACAUUGUGGAAAGGAGGACGUUGCAAUCAUGACCAACAAAAAGAGUGAAGAUGGAAUACACCCUAUGACCACAUCAGGUGUGACCUUCGAAGACGUGGAUGAGGAUCGUAAAAUAUUUAUAUACAGACCAAACGUUGGCUCUGUGAACCCGUCUGACUGUGUGGACAUGGACUGUGACGGUCAGAAGAAAGCAAUGAUUCGUGAUUUGGACGGUACCCUCCUUGGCUCAGUGGGGACAGUCAUUGCUCAGUCUGAGUUUGAGUGGGACGGUGACUCUCGGCGUGGUCUCGGUGAUUACCGAAUCCCCAAGGUCAUGCUGACCAAUCCGGACGGAUCACGCAUCCUAGCCGACGAUAUCGCACCAAAUAAGGGUAUUUACAGAGGAACUAACAAUGAAUGUGAGUACAACAGUAACUGGCAGGCGUAUAAAUGCCACGGUAUCGACCACAUGAUGUUGAUUGUUGAGAGCAUGGAUGGAGAUACUGAAGUUCGACGCCUUUCACCAAUGGCCAUGUACAGCGACGGCUAUGUAGACUUAAUCAAUGGGCCGCAGGAUCAGGGAUGGUGUCAUGGGUACACAUGCCAGGAGCGUAUCAGUACGUUCUAUACCUUGAUUGCCACUGGGAAGGAGUAUGAGGUGUACUUUACCAGCACCAAUCCCCAGACUCUUCGUUUCCAUCUGCUGAACUCUGAUGACAGCCAGGCCGUUGUGAUUGGAAUCUGGUAUGCCAAUCCCCAACGAUUGGAUGUUUAUUAUCAGGAUCGGUACGUGACCCCCAACAAUGCAGAUUUUAGCUCUGGUGAAUUCACCUGGAAGGCCAAGGAUCCAAGUCUUCCGGCCGACCAAUACAAUCCCUCUGUCAGUUCUGGUAUUUACGGUGAGAACUACUUUGAUCGUGACACCCAGACCUUGUGGAUGCUUAUAAAGGGUCCAGUGCCCAUUGAGAUCCGCACCACUGCUGUUAUCAUGGUCACCUUUGGUGUCCCCGCGGUGUCCGUUGACGAUUUCUACGAGGAGAAUCUGGUGAGGAAUCUAGCCGGGCUGCUCAACAUUGAUGAAUCCCAGAUCCGAAUCGUGGAUGUAGUCAGCGAGGCUAGUGGACGUCGACGGCGCCGUGCUGUUGAAGGCGAGACUGAGGUGGUGGUUGAGAUCGGGCCUCAGCCAUCGCCAACAAUUGAGUCACCUGGGUCUGAGAGUUCUCAGAACGACACAAGUGCUACUACACCAUCCCCACAAACCAUUCCAACGUCAGCACCAGGUACCUCACUAAACUUUGAUCAGUUGGUUGAGAUCCAAUCGAUGUUGGUUGACGACUUGCAGUCAGGAAGCCUCGGAGAUUCUCUCAACAUCACGAUUACCUCCAUGGCUAUGACUGACCCGAUAGCAGAACCAGUCGACCCCACAGGAGGUGUGCGGGCCACCAAUGAAACAGGCGGUACCAGUGACGUACCCAACGGGACCAAAACGUUUUCUGAGGUACAGCUGGAGGAGGAAGAACAACUGAAUGCUGAGCUUGAAGUGGAUGUUGUCUACCGCACCCCAGAAUCCCUUGUCGUCUACACACAGCCUGAUGGGGCCAAAGAAAGAGCACCCUUCUUUGAACAGCCUUCAAUCUAUGCCGUGGAUGCACUGGGAAAUAUGAUCGACCAACUUGGGCAUUCCUCAAAUCCCUGGCAACUGACGGCAUCAUUGAAUCCAUCAAGUACAAGCGGCCAGCUCUCAGGAAACCUGACCGUGUCGUUCAUGAGUGGCUGGGCCAACUUCACAGAUCUGACUAUGGACUUGACCGUUUCGGGAGUCAUCCUGGACUUUACAGUCAUCAAGCCCAACACGUCCACUCUUUUAGUCAGCUCUAAUGCUUUUGACGUGGCCGUGCGGCCGUACUAUCUGUCUACGUUGACGGCACCGGACAUGGUGAAUGAAAACACAACCUUUGAGGUGAUCAUUGAGCUGAGAGAUGAGAUCACAAUGAUGAUUCCUGGAGACCUCAUGACCAAGGGACUUGAGUGGCAUGCCAUGAUGGCCCUCAACAUGCCUACCAACUACAUCGGUCAGCUCACAGGUCAGCUAGAAACAACCUUUGACCUCAGCACUGGCCAGGCCCAUUUCACCAACCUGUCGAUCGAUGCGAUCGGCCUGAGCUACAUCCUGGAGGUCACUGUGGUAACCAUGCCAUCGAGUACCUAUGAGCUCACCCUAUUGGUUGACCCCUUUGAUGUGGUGUCAAGCCAGCAGAUGAACUACACAGGGCCAAUUCGUAGGCUCAAACUGCAGUUCCUGGUUGAUUACGACGUGGUGGCUGCCGGCAAGGAAGCUCAGCUUGAGAUUUAUGUUCUGAAUUACUUUUCAGCGAGAUAUACCGGUGUUCAGAUCAGCAAUGUGUCACUCGAGAGAGGAUCCAUUUUAGUCUCGUUUGACAUUCAAGGAGACUUGGAUGCCACCCAGGAGGAAAUUUGGACCGAUAUUCAGUCUGGUGACAUUGUCUUGACAUUUGAUGGCUACACUCUAACCCCUGACGAAUAUCUCCAGGUGGACGGGGAAACAUACGGCGAAGUGGCUACGACGACAGCAAUGCCCGAAGUAGCGGCACCCAUACCCAUUUGGGCCAUCAUCAUUAUUGUCGUAGUUGUGUUGCUAAUGAUUGUAAUCAUCUCAUUUAUCGUCUUCAAAUUCUGCUGCAGUAGAGGUAAGAAGGAGAACAUGGUGGAGGCAGAACCCUUGACUGAACCCAACUUUAAGAUGAAGGAGUUUGCCAGCUCUACAUCCCUCGAGAACCCCAUGCUGAGGGUACAUGAUGAAGGACAGGAGAGAUCAGUAUUCCAUGACCAGAACUUCAAUGGCCGCUUGACCCCAAACACACCAAGACGUACCCCCGAGAUUGAAGUCACCGCUCUGCCUCCAGGCUUCACUGAAUCAACUGGACAGCAAGAACGAAUCCUUGAAGACCGUGUCCCAAUGUUCAUUAUGGUGAAGAACUCCGACGGCACAUUCCAGAAGCUCGGCUCAGUCAAGGCCAACAAAGUCGGCACAAUGCGUGACCUCCGAGAUGACGUGAAGCGUGCCCUCCCUGCCAAACUCCAGGAAAAGAAGUUCAUCUUGAUGCAGGAGACCCUAAAGGACAUUGACGGGGCUAAGGAGAAGAAGUUGGUUCUCUCGGAAGUCUACCGAUCGGACAGUAUCUUGAUACGCUGGGUCAAGGACAAAGAUAUAUCCAAGCUGUGCGUCUGUGGUCUGGUAGGACAGUUUGAGUGCUCUCUGUGCCGUCAGCAGACCUACUGCAGCCCUCAGUGCCAAUCUACUGACUGGGUCCGUCACAGCAUGCAGUGUUCAAGCUACGCCGUUGCCUCAGUCGAUGGCCGUGUAUAAGAUGUUCUUAUUGACCUUGUGUUGCUGUGCAACAGAUCAGUAUCAUCUACUACAAACAUCAACAUUUUUGAGGAAUUCUCUGUUUUUGAAGCACGACUUUUUUCAUUGGUUCGUUGAAAAAAACAAAAGUUAUAUCUCUGACUUUUAUUCCUGCUUUAGAUUUACUUCCAAUUUUGGAGCAAUUUUUUGAAUAAUGUGGGACUUGAAAUGUAUGAGUGCAGAGAUUAAGCAUGAUGCUUCUUGCGAAGACUGUAGCUGUGGCUGCAAGAUUUGCUGGGAUGUUCUGCAAUUGAGGAGAUUGUGCGGUAUUUUGAGUUUGGAAAUAUAAACAUUUGUUGGUGAAAUAAGCACAAGCUUGUAAUGCACAUCGACCUGCAUGAUGCCGAUGUACAUUGGUUAGCAUGAUUCAAAAAGUUCAGCACUGUGACUGGACAAAUUCUAAAUCUUUGGUUGCCAACUGGCAAAUAAUAAAAAAAUUGUAAAACAACACAGAUACACAGUGAUUAUCACAAACUACUAUACCAUGUGGUCAAGUUCAACACUGUGAUUGGACAAACCCAACAUCUUUGGUUGCCAACUAGCCAAUUAAACAGCUGGUAACACAACACAGAUACAAAAUGAUGAUCUCCAUGAUCAGUUACAUCAGCUGCACUGUGUCGUUAGAACCAUCCGCCAAACUUGGUUUUGAUUUGUUCUGCCUGCUCGACCAUCAAGCAUGAACGUCAGAACCACGACUUUGACAACUUUUGAACGAUUUUGGUUGAUUUACUUUUCCGUCGAUGACAAUUAAGUAAUUAAGUCUGUUAGGCUAGGGUUGGAGUGAGAUAAGAGAAGCAUUUGAGCUAGGAAUUUAGCUGUAAAAACAGACAACAAACUGAUUUGAAAUCAAAUGAGUGUUUCAAUCAUAUUUUGAUUUUUUUUUAUAAGUUUUUACUGUUUUAAAACCUUGGUCUAAUUUUAUAAAGGCGCUUAAGAACAACCAAAUGUUACUUAAUACCAGAAUAAGGAAACCAGCCAAGAUACCAUUUCAUUGGUCCAAAUUGUGACUGGCGUCCUACUCACUAUGCUAAGCAGAGAAUUGUUAACUGGGCCCCAAUUCAGAAAAGGGGGUGAGGGAGAGAUGGAAAUAAAAUAAACUAACCUUUUGAAUUUGUGUGCCUAUGUCUAGCAGAAAUUAAACACAACUUUCUAUUUUUCUACAGAUUUUUAGAUAAAGUCUAUUUACCAUGCACCACUUAAAAAAUUACUUCCACCAACAAUUUAUAAGAGUACUUAAGAAACAUAUUGUUUCAGCCAAAGCAUUCCACUUUCAUUUAUUUGAAGAUACUCUUAGUACAUUACUAACUAUAGGUCAAAAUUUGCACAGUAUUAUUUUAGUUUUAGUUUGAAAGAGAUUUUAAAUAUAAAUGUAAGUUACAAAAAGGUGGAAAAUGGCAGAAUAAAGGUUUGACUAAAUUUGAUAAGUGAUAAGUGAUUUUGAUAAGUAUUUUUCAAAAAGAAGCAAGUUCUAAUGUUUAGCCAUACUGUCAUUCCAUUCCAAGAGGCUUACAGUUUGUUUGAUCCAGUUUUUUAAAUGAUUGAAGUGUAAAUUUAAGUAGUUUUAGCACUUUUUAUUCCAUUUUUAAAUGCCUUUUUAAAGCAACUAAUUCUGUAAGAUUUCUCCCAAGUUAUCUGUUACCAAAAUUGUUCAGUUGUGUGAUUUUAUGUAAAUAGACGACAAUUGUUGAUCAGGCAAGAUAACAAACAAAGAUUUAAAAAAUACUAUGGUUGUAAGCAGUCAGAAGCACGAGUAUAAUACAUUGAACUUUAUUUCUUUUUUUCCUGAUUUUGAUAUGCGUAAAGACUUUAUUGUGUGUGUGUGUUGCUUCAGUGUUUAUUUCCAUGAUAUUAAGCUAAGGAACAACAUUCAAUUUCUCUAAUUUCUACAUUAAAUAAAAAAUUGCACAUUAUUUUAAGUUUGAGUUCAUCUUUCUUGUGUAAAUUUGUGUUAAAUCUUAUGAGUAUUCUCACAUUGCUCAGAGUGUUUUUCUACAAUAGCAGUUUUGAUUUUUUUACUAAUUUUAGAAAAUGAGUGCAUACUUUGUAGACCUACUUGUAUUGUUUUUCCAAAUGAGUGCAUAUGUUUGAUUCUGUAUUGUGUGUGAAAAAUUAACACUAGUUAGAACUGAAUUCAA